Messenger RNA from Ooceraea biroi (clonal raider ant), 929 nucleotides. It is a transcript of the gene SrpRbeta, whose product is annotated as signal recognition particle receptor beta. The record is from RefSeq and is a predicted model, not a curated record. NCBI's taxonomy places the organism in Eukaryota, Metazoa, Arthropoda, Insecta, Hymenoptera, Formicidae. Gene Ontology annotation, cellular component: Golgi apparatus. Gene Ontology annotation, biological process: intracellular protein transport; protein localization to Golgi apparatus; Golgi to plasma membrane protein transport. Gene Ontology annotation, molecular function: GTPase activity; GTP binding.
UCGAAGGGUUAGGUGUAAUUCGUGCAGAUGUGGCAGACUACCGUCAAGAACACGUUUUAUUUUCCGCGAUACUCGCAUAAUACUGUAACCUUUGAUGGUCGGUCGGUUGGCAUAUGUCUACAUGUGUUCUCGAAGAAGUUGAGCCUCGAGGGAAACACAAAUUAUGACAGUGAACGAGCAGACCAAGUCGUCGUUGGAGAAAAAUAGCAACAUGCAGCUGUUGAGUUUGCUGGCUGCUGUGCUCGUUAUUUUUAUAACUUUAGUUUUGUUCACACUCUGGCGUAGAAGAAGAUCCAUAGGCCGCAGUAUCCUCCUAACGGGUCUUAGUGACAGUGGGAAAACAUUGAUUUAUGCGCGAUUAAUGCACUCCACAUUCGUCAGGACGUACACAUCUGUUAAAGAAAAUGUAGGAGAUAUGUCAGCUGGUAAGAGUUCUUUAAGAAUUGUGGAUAUUCCUGGUGAUGAGCGACUGCGCAGCAAGUACUUUGAUAAGCACAAGACAUCUGCCAAAGGUCUGGUUUACGUGAUUGAUUCAGUGACCAUCCAGAAAGAAAUCAGAGAUGUGGCCGAAUACUUGUACAACUUGUUGUCGGACGUACAGAGAAACGUUCCAGUUCUUAUAUUAUGCAACAAGCAGGAUCAAACUAUGGCCAAGGGAUGCGCAGUGAUAAGAACAAUGUUGGAGAAGGAGCUGAAUCUGCUGCGAAUGACAAAGACUAGUCAAUUGGAAGGCACCGACGCCUCGUCAACGAACGUCUUCCUGGGGAAGCAGGGAAAGGAUUUCGAACUUUCACAUUUAGAUUCGCAAAUCGAUUUCGCAGAAUCGUACGCGUUUAAUAAAGAUCCUCAAGCAUCGGCCGAUAUCAGAGAACUUAACAAAUGGUUACACAAGAUUGCAUAAUAAUAAAUAAGGCUUCUGUUUCAUCCAA